AAUACUUUAUGCUGUUCUUUCUACUUCUGUGUCUAACUUUUUAACGUCCUCUUCUUCCAUCUCUAUUUAAUUCCACUUAACCUACUCAAAACCUAAUCUGAACGGUUGUCUUGCUCUGACCGUGGAAGAUAGACCUGCUCUUUUAAUAACUCUCUCUCUCUUCUGGAAAGUGAAUAAAUACUCUCUACAUCUUUAUCGACGUUUCUCCAACGGGCUCCUGUCCCAGCAGCUUGUGAGAUGGACUGAGAGUUUCUUCUCUUCUCCUCGCAGACAUUUCACCUGAUCCGCCCACCUGAGUGCUUUAUGAGUGAUGGUUAUCUCUCACUCUUAGAGUGGGUCUCGCUGUCACUGUGCUUGUGCAGCCGGGCUUCUCACGCUGCGAGACAGCAUCUUCUCCUCUGGAUGUUGAGUUCUCAACUCAUCACAUCUAAGACGGCAUAAAAAUGGUUCACGGUGGUGUUAACUUUCCCUCUGUAUUCGUUGUGGACAGCAAUGCGAGACCCCCUCCGCUGCCCCCCAAACCGGGUCGUAGGCAGAGGAGAGAGGUGGUCCAGACACUGCUGGUGAUUCUGGUGUUUGUAGCUCUGUUUGGCAUGGCAGUGGAGGCCUGUUUCAUCUAUUACCUUUACACAUCCAACGGAAAGCCUGCCCCUUCAAGUGAUCCACAGACUGCAAUGAGUAAACAAGAUAAAGAACAUAAGGUGCCCCCCAAACAAAAACCAAGUGGAGCCAUGAACCCAUCGAAACCAAUGGCACAGCUGACAACUGGUCAUACUGGAAUAGGAAUCAUGCUGUGGAACAUAAGCCAGGAAUCUAUCCUGUACCGUAUAAAACACAAGGAGAAAGAAGGCAAACUCAUCAUACAGCAGGAUGGAUACUAUUCCAUUUACUCCAAGAUCCACUUUGAGGAGACCAGCAUUUUCUUUACCCACUCUGUGGCCCGGACAUCACCUCGCUACGCAGGAGGAGAGAUGCUGCUUCUUCAGUCCAGCAGACUGCAUCCUAAACCCACGAGGACAGGAAUCCAGGACAACAGCUAUCUCAGCGGAGUGUUUAAUCUCUUCAAAGGUGAUGCGGUUUUUGUCAGGGUGAAAGGUUGUAAACCUGUGUUUUCAAAUUCAGCUGAGAACUACUUCGGAGUGUACAUGGUUUAAAUGACUUCUGCUAACAUACAGAAAAUGUGCAGAAUCCGUGCAGAGGCGGAUUUGACGAAAAAUGACAAGUGCAUGUUUUAUUUAAUGAACAUGCAAUAUAUAUUUUUUGUCAAGUUUUACACAGAGAAAUGGUUACAGAAAUCAAAACUUUGUCAAUGAAAAUAGCAUUUUAUAAGAAAUACCAGCAAUACAGCUCAUUGCUAGGCAAUUAUUAGAAGUACAUAUAUUUUAAUAUAAAAAAAACAUGUCAGUUUGAUCUUAAAGUCCCCGUGAACCGGAAGUUGCAAUCAUUUGUACUUCCAUAUUCUGAUGCAUUUCCAAGUAAAACAGAAUUUUCAUGCUUUCAUCUUUCUCUGCAAUUUGAUUGGAUGUAUAAAAACAGCCAUUGCGUUUUAAAAUGUUACUGGCUGCAGACUGACAGUUGAAGGGGAGGAGUUAACGGAUGCUCCGCCCAAGCCGUCUAACAGGAAGGAAGUGCAUUUUCAGAUUUUAACUAAAGAUUAUGAGGGCACACGAAUUAAAAAAAGAGAAUGACCCACAUUUUUAAACUAUUUACAAUAAACGCUGUGAUAUUUCAUGAAAAAAUAUGCAUUGUAAUAUUUUAUUUCACUGGGACUUUAAUGUCAGAUUCUUUGUGAAUGUAAUGUAUGUUUUGUAUUGAUGAUGGGGCACUUUAAUGUUUUAUUGCAGACAACAGUAACUGUAGCUCAUAAGGGAAAAUUCACAUGUGAAAGGACUUUUACACUGAACACAGUAGCAAUAUAUAUUAGAAAAUUUCAAAUUAUUGUAGUAACAUUAAAAGAAAAAAAAAGAAUAUGAUGCCUUUAAAAAGAUUUACAUAUGACAUCCGGACUCUUGGAUGGAAUUUUAAUUUCUUUAAAAAAAAAAAGCUUCUGCAGAAUACUGCAGUAUGAGUUUUACUGUUUUCUUUGUAAUAAACAGACUUUGUAAUGAAAAAUAAAAAUAUUCAGUUACAUUUAUAAAGAUAUGUUUGCAGUGGCUGUUCAACCCUGUUACAUUCAAAGUGUUUUAUAUAAAAUGUUAUGGAGGUCGGUGCAAAACUAGGUUUUAAAAACCACAACUAGAACAUUUCAUUGCAUCAUCUAUCCACACUGACAGAUAUUAGAAAAUAAUCCAUGAUAAUGUCAUACUGUAUUUGUGAUUCAAAACAUGAAAAUACUGUUUAUUUGGUAUUUUGCACAUGUAUUUUUACUAUUUAAAAUUGUGCCUAUUGUCUAUUUAAUUAAACUCAAUGUAAUUUUCCUAAGGUAUUUCUCAUAUGUAUCUUACAUUUGUUGUAAGAGUCAUGUGUUUAUGUUGAUCAUCUUGUCUGUGCAUCACCAACAUAAAUCCCUUGUAUAUUUACAGGAGUAGUUCACUCAACACAUGACCAUCCUGUCAUCAUACUGUAUAUUCAUCCUUGUGUCAUUGCUGAUCAGUAUGAUUUUUUUCUAGAGAUAAUUGGUAUCAGUUGAUAAAAGCAAUUUUGGUAAAAGCGGUUAUCGGCCGAUAGGUUAAAAACAGCCGAUGAUCGGGGCUGUCAAUCAAAAGAGGACAGGAAAAUGCAAAGAAUUUGUGCUCUGUAUAUAGAAAAUGUUAAGAAACAUCACCAGUUUGAUGUUCAAUGAUAAGAGUCAUUAUAUGAAUUAAUGACAUUCAAGUUAGGAAUAAUCGUAUCGCUGCAUCUCAAUUUUUUCCCUCUGUGAAAUACACAAGGAGAAUUUUGGAAAAAGCUUUUCUAAACAAUGACAGUUUAUAGUGGUCACGACUGUCACGCUCCCCAUGACUUUUGUGCUGUUUUUCAGCUUAGCGAAACUAACUAAAAUGUAAAAAGAUGUCGCUAGUAACCUCAAAGUCCGUUGACGGUAGUCGUUACACUCGGUGGCCAUGUUUGCAACACCUCUGGACAGUUAUUAUACAACAGUCCUAUCUCCUUGAAUGGUGGAAAGCAGAUAUUUCUAAGUUCACGAUAAAACACAGCUAUGACGAUUCUGUGUAUCGCUGCGCAGCACCCUUAGCAACCGUGCUUAGCAACAUAAACAAAACAUUCUGUUGCUGUUUACAGCCGAUCAGGGACUAUUUUGAUUCUUGCUUUUACUUCAUGAAGUUGCAUUGAUACAUAGUUUUUCGCUUUAUUCUCUUUAUUGUGUGUUAACCGUUUUCUAACAGCAAUAAUGUACUCGAGGCUAGUGCUUUAUUGUGAAUAAAUCACAGCUGAGGGGGUUGCAGGAACUCCAAAAAGAGUUGGUUUUCACACGCGCAUAACCAAAACAUUUUAUGGUUUCCGAAGUUUGAUUUUUGUCCUUUUGUUGGAUAGAAAACUUAGCGUCAAGAUCAUUAAAAAUAUUAUUUUAAGCAAUGACUGUUUGUUAAUAUUCUGUUGAAAAAACAUGUUUUGACGCGUGGUAGCUGGUUUAAGCCGGUCCCAGGUUGUUUAGGACCAGCACAUGACCAGCUUAAACCAGCUCAAACCAUCUUAAACCAGCUACCAUGCGUCGAAACCUGACCAGCAUACGCUGUUUUUUUCAACAGGGAAUAUUUCCUAAUCACUUUAUGUUAAUUGUGCAUUUCUUAAACGAAUGGUUUGGAUAAACUGUUGUUUGUUUAAUUUGACGCAUUCUCAAAUCAAAAUAAAGCUAUUA
Messenger RNA from Triplophysa rosa, 3796 nucleotides. RefSeq names its product TNF superfamily member 14 (gene tnfsf14a). The record is from RefSeq and is a predicted model, not a curated record. Gene Ontology annotation, cellular component: membrane. Bases 444 to 1154 code for a protein of 236 amino acids. Gene Ontology annotation, biological process: immune response. The transcript is spliced from 4 exons. Gene Ontology annotation, molecular function: tumor necrosis factor receptor binding. Lineage: Eukaryota; Metazoa; Chordata; Actinopteri; Cypriniformes; Nemacheilidae.